AUGUCAACGGAAGCUGCCAUGUUUCUGGCCGGCGACAUGGUUGAAUACAGCCCGUCGACCGGUCACGACCUCCCCGUUGAAGAACUACGCCUGCCUGCUGACUUUACCUGGGGAACUGCAACCGCAGCUUUCCAGGUCGAGGGUGCCGUGUCCCAGGAUGGAAAAGGCAAAUCGAUAUGGGACACCUACUCGCACCUCCAUCCAUCACGCACCAAUGGUCAGAAUGCAGACAUAGCCUGCGAUCACUACAACCGUGUGGAGGAAGACGUGGCUCUCAUGUCAUCGCUCGGCGUAGAUGUGUACCGAUUCUCGCUAGCCUGGACACGGAUCAUCCCCCUUGGCGGGCGACAAGAUCCUGUCAAUGAGAAGGGGAUUGCAUUCUAUAGCAAUCUCAUUGACACGCUUCUGGCUCACAACAUCGAGCCUGUUGUGACGCUAUACCACUGGGAUCUUCCUCAGAAGCUUUACGACCGCUACGGAGGCUUUCUGGAUACGGCAGAGUUUAAGGCGGACUUUGAGAACUACGCUCGCGUUUGCUUCGCUCGCUUUGGCGACCGAGUCAAGAAGUGGGUGACAUUCAACGAACCAUACAUCAUCUCCAUCUUCGCCCAUCACAAUGGUGUUCUUGCCCCGGGUCGAUGCGCCGCGAUGGGCGCCGAUACCAAGACAGAGCCGUGGCGUGUCGGGCAUACGAUCAUUCUGUCUCACGCCUCGGUCGUUCAGAUCUAUGCGAAGGAAUUCCAGCCGGCUCAUGAAGGAGUCAUCUCUAUAGUGCUCAACGGGCACUUCUAUGAGCCUGUCGAUACAGAGGUCCACGCUCACAAGGAUGCCGCACAACGAAGAAUGGAGUUCUACAUCGGGUGGUUCGGAGACCCGGUGUUCUUGGGGCAAGACUAUCCGUCGUCAAUGCGGGAAUAUCUUGGAUCUCGUCUGCCCGAGUUCAGCGCAGAGGAGAGGAGUUUGCUUCGCGAAACAGCUCACAUUAAUGCGUUUUAUGGCAUGAAUCACUACUCGACGAAGUACGCCCGCGCUUUAUCAACUCCACCAGCAGACGACGACUGGACUGGGAACAUUGAAGAGUCAUCGGUGAACUCCCAAGGAAUCGAGAUCGGCCCGAUGUCCGGGGUGCAGUGGUUGCGGCUUGCACCAGAAGGCUUCAGAAAGCUUCUCAACUGGACAUGGGAUCGUUAUCAUCUCCCAAUCAUCGUCACCGAGAACGGAUGUCCAUGCCCCGGGGAAGACGAUGUUGCGGUUGCUGUUGAUGACCAGUUUCGUCAAAGAUACUUCGGCUUGUAUCUGGACGCCAUUUCUCGUGCCAUCUACCAGGACGGAGUGCAGGUACAGGGUUACUAUGCCUGGACUCUAAUGGAUAACUUUGGCAAGUCAUCCGACAAAAUCUUUCGGUUUUCACACUAA
Messenger RNA from Colletotrichum karsti, 1416 nucleotides. RefSeq lists its product as uncharacterized. NCBI's taxonomy places the organism in Eukaryota, Fungi, Ascomycota, Sordariomycetes, Glomerellales, Glomerellaceae. Gene Ontology annotation, biological process: carbohydrate metabolic process. The coding region runs from base 1 to 1416 and encodes 471 amino acids. The record is from RefSeq and is a predicted model, not a curated record. Gene Ontology annotation, molecular function: beta-glucosidase activity. The transcript has a single exon.